AUGACGCACUGCGGUCGAGACACAGGAUACCUCCGGGGUCCCUUAUUACUCUCUGGCCCAUUGCACUGCGUCGAGAUCCGCAGCGGGUGUCUAUCCCGCUGUUUUCCCGCUCUGCCACCUAGCAACAACGCACAGAGCCACGUGUCGCGCCCCAGCGUCGCCGUGCAAGGCAAAGCGCGUAGUGCCGUCGUCCCGGUAGCGUCAUGUGCGGCGAGGGCGGGUGGUUGUCGGGCGUGGUCGUCUGUGGGUAGGGGUAACGGGUGGCAGCAGAUGCCAGCGCACGUGGCGGGGACGAGUGAAGCUGCCGGCAACCGCCAUGCAUUCAUCCGAGCCCAGUCCGGCUCGGGAACGGCUGUCGGGAUUGUGCUGGCGUCCAUGUUGGCGUCUUACGCAGCCAAUCCGUACACAACAGGUGGCAGCAGCAGCAUCAUCUGCAGGAGCGGGCGCAGCAGCAGCCGCAGCAGAGGUGGGAGCAGGGAAAGCAGCAGAGAGAGGAGCAGUGGAGAGAGGAGUAGUGGGGAGGGGAGCAGCGGGGAGGGGAGUGGCAACACAAGCAGGGAGCUUGAGGGAGAGUCGGGAAACGUCUUAGCUGACGAUUCGUACAGGCAGGCCGUAUCGUCAACGCUCAGAGGGGCCAGCAGCCAGCCCACGCCUCCCCCUCCACCCGUGCUUGCCACCGCUUCCCCCCCCUCUGUGCUCGUGCUCUGCUCCCCUGACCGCCUGCUCCGCCUGCACUCCGAGCUGGGGAGUGCGGGAGGGGAUGGGGGCAGAGGGGAUCCGCCAUGCAGCAUCUGGACCUCUCACAGCCGUUGGAUGCUCCACAGCUCUUUGGAUCCCACCGUUCCUCGUCAUCCAUGCAGCCCUCCAUCCUGUCUGUACGUGCCCUCCCUCCAUCCUGUCUGUACGUGCCCUCCCUCCAUCCUGUCUGUACGUGUCCUCCCUCCAUCCUGUCUGUACGUGCCCUCCCUCCAUCCUGUCUGUACGUGCCCUCUCUCCAUCCUGUCUGUACGUGCCCUCCCUCCAUCUCACCCAUCACUCUCCAUACAUCCUUCCACCUCGAUCGCUCACCCAUUGUCACAUCUCUUUCUGCUUGCACCUCUUCCUGUCCCACCACUCUCUCCUGUCUUGCCCCUCUCUUCACUGUCCGCCCUGCCAACCUCUCUCACCUCCCACCCCUUUCUCGUUUCAUCCAUCUCACCCCUCUCCCUGUCCACCCUUGCCUCUGCUUCCCCCCUUUCUGCCCACCCACACCGCCCCUCCCACCAGGUGGCCUUAUUGCAGGCGAUUCACUCCUCCGCCCUCUUCUCUCCCUCCGCCCCGCCCCUCGCCCUCACUUUCCUAUCCGACUCCACCCCCCAUCGCUACCCCCUCAGCCCCGCGGCUCUCUCUGCUCUCAUCCGCCCUGCCGGACUAGAGGUCGGAGCUGGGUUGGAGGAGCAGAGAGCUGGUGCUGGGGGAAAGCAUGGGAGGGAGAGCAGGGCAGAAGUGGGGUACGAUCCAUGGAUGCAAUUCCUCAUGGGUAGUCCUGGUCCUCCCAUGGAAUUGGAUGCACCAGCAGGGAUGCAUGGUGGUGACUCCUUGACUUGCCACCGACUGCCGUGUCCGGAUUCAGAGUCAUUGGAUUUGAUGCUGCGAGCCAUGGCACGGGAUGGCCGGGACUUGUUUGACCUGCUGCGACUGGUGCGGCUCACACACGCUGCCAUGAACGGAUCACAUGCUGACAUGAACGGAUCACACGCUGCCAUGAACGGAUCACAUGCUGACAUGAACGGAUCACACGCUGCCAUGAACGGAUCACAUGCUGACAUGAACGGAUCACACGCUGCCAUGAACGGAUCACAUGCUGACAUGAACGGAUCACACGCUGCCAUGAACGGAUCACAUGCUGACAUGAACGGAUCACACGCUGCCAUGAACGGAUCACAUGCUGACAUGAACGGAUCACACGCUGCCAUGAACGGAUCACAUGCUGACAUGAACGGAUCACACGCUGCCAUGAACGGAUCACAUGCUGACAUGAACGGAUCACACGCUGCCAUGAACGGAUCACAUGCUGACAUGAACGGAUCACACGCUGCCAUGAACGGAUCACAUGCUGACAUGAACGGAUCACACGCUGCCAUGAACGGAUCACAUGCUGACAUGAACGGAUCACACGCUGCCAUGAACGGAUCACAUGCUGACAUGAACGGAUCACACGCUGCCAUGAACGGAUCACAUGCUGACAUGAACGGAUCACACGCUGCCAUGAACGGAUCACAUGCUGACAUGAACGGAUCACACGCUGCCAUGAACGGAUCACAUGCUGACAUGGACAGGGCACAUGCUGACGCAGCCAGUAUGCAUCUUGACAAGGCAGAAGGAAACCCCGCUCCUGCUGCAACUGCUCAUGAGGCAGGUAGCAGCAGCAAGCAAUCCCCUCCGCGUACCCACACCCUCAGCCCAUCAGCUUAUAGCAGCCUCAUACGCGCGUGUGUGAAUGGCGGGCAAGUGAAGGAGGCACGGAGACUGCUGAGGGACAUGGAGAGGAGAGGCGUGCCCCCCACACAGGCAUCAGUCAACAUGAUCGCUCACAUGCACUUUUUGCAUGCCGACCCUGACGCCGCCCUCUCGCUCCUGCACCAUGUGCGGGCGGCGCAGAAGCUGCCGAUGAACGCCGCCCUGCUGACGACGUAUGUGUGGGGGCUGGGGCAGGCUGGGCGGGUGGAGGAGGCGGAGGAGCUGCUGCUGGGGGCGGUGGGGGGCGGGGGGGGGAUGGUGGGGAGGAAUGGGGGGAAUGGGGGGGAAGGGGGCGAUGGGGGGGACGGGGAAGGGAUGCGUGUUGCAGCAGUGCAGCCGAAUGUGCGCACAUGGAAUGCUCUGAUGCAUGGGUAUGCCUUAAAGGGCGAUGCUGAUGCUGCUGAAGGCGUGCUGGGACUCAUGCGCGGGGAAGGAGGAGUUAUGAGCGGUGGAGAGCGGUUGGAGGCAGGAGGAGAAGGAGAGUUGGGGGUGGGAGGGAAUGUUGUUGGAGCAGGGGUUGGAGAGGAGGAGGAGGACGAGGACGGAGGGGAGAGUGAUGGGACUGCGGAAGGGUUUUGGGAUGGGGAUGAAGAGUACGAGGAGGGAGAGCGAGCGGGGGAAGUGAGAGAUGCAGAAGAAGCAGGUGAAUUCAGCAUGCGGCGAGAACACCAUUUGUGCCAUCAGCAGCAGCAACACCAACAGCAGCACGAAGCUGAGAGGCCUCCCAAGCGCAAGGCUCGGUUCCCGUGGCCCAGUGUGCGACCCAACACAGUGACGUACACCACUCUCAUGGCAGCAUAUGCAGCGGCUGGGAGGAGUGCAGAGGUGUGGGACGUGUAUCGGGAGAUGCGAUCCCUCUCCAUCCCUCCCAACCACUUCACCUUCGCUACCCUCGUCUCCUCCUGCGCCGCCCGCAGCCGCCCGGAUUUGAUUAAGUCGGUGCUCGCUGACGUGGCGGCGUGUCAGCAGCGCGCUGAUGUGGCGCUGGUGACGAGCGUGCUGGCGGGUGUGGCGGGGUGCUGCAGCGGGAAGAAGGAGGAGGCGGGGAGCGUGCUGAGGUGGUUUCUGGGGGAGGUGGAGAGUGAGGGGGGCGUGGGAGAGGCAUGUGCAAGGCUGAUCCUGGAAGACGGGCUCUCCGAUGCUCAGCUUGCUAUUCCCAUUCACCCCUCGUCUUUCCUUUGCAUCCCUAUCCCUCGCUCCUCCCAAUGCUAA
This is a messenger RNA of Closterium sp. Naga37s-1, 3711 nucleotides long. The record is from the annotation of a GenBank genome assembly. NCBI's taxonomy places the organism in Eukaryota, Viridiplantae, Streptophyta, Zygnematophyceae, Desmidiales, Closteriaceae.